Molecule: messenger RNA, 1636 nt
Organism: Tarenaya hassleriana
Lineage: Eukaryota; Viridiplantae; Streptophyta; Magnoliopsida; Brassicales; Cleomaceae
Product: protein ECERIFERUM 1
Exons: 2
Coding region: 192-1475 (427 amino acids)
Molecular function (GO): acyltransferase activity, transferring groups other than amino-acyl groups
Source: RefSeq, a predicted model, not a curated record
ACUUGCCACCGCAGUCAAUAAAACUUCACCAUUUAAUUCUCUUCGACCCUCCAACUGCCUCUCAUCCACACCCAUUAUACAUAUACACGUAUAUAAUCGGCUUCUUACAGGUUGCAACACAUUUCACACGACAAAAACAAAAGCCCCAUUAUUCACAUCAAUCCCACAAACCUAAUCUCUCUCUCUCUCAAAUGGAGCGAAGCCCAUUGACAGGUGUCAAGCUCUCGUCGGUCGUGCCUGCUACAGUGACAGGCAACAACAAGACACGCGAACUCACGUCCAUGGACUUAGCCGUCAAGCUCCACUACGUGAGAUCCGUGUACUUCUUCAAGCCCUCUCCGUCCGUACGGAGCAUCACCAUCGAUAACUUCAAGGGACCCUUCUUCCGACUGCUCCAGAUCUCCGACCCGUCCGUGUCAGGUCGGAUCCGGAGGUCCGAAUCGGACAACCCCACUUCGCGUCCAUUCGUACGGUGCAACGACAGUGGCGUACGGAUCGUGGAAGCCACUGUCGAGGGCUUCACGGUGGAGGAGUGGCUCUCUGCUGGUGACAGAACGAUUGAUUAUGAGUACCUUGUUUAUGAUCAAGUCCUUGGCCCCGAUCUUGACUUCUCUCCUCUCGUCGUUUUCCAGAUGACAAGGUUCAAAUGUGGUGGAAUUUCGAUUGGAUUGGAUUGGGCUCAUGUUUUGGGGGAUGCAUUUUCAGCUUCUGCCUUCAUGAACGCGUUGAGCCUAGUACUGGCCGGUCAAGAGAUACCUAAACCUUUAUACCCGGAGAAAAUCGGGCAUAAAUACCCGGUUCAUGAGAAAGCAUUCUCCAUCAAAAAGAUUGAACCGGUUGGUAAUCAUUGGUUGCAUACCAAUGCGUGCAAGAUGGGGAUACAAACGUUUUGCCUUGGCUCCAAGCAAAUACAAAAUUUGAUGGCUAGGUAUCCGGCACUAGGCAAAACAUUAUCUGUCGUCGAGAUUCUUUACGCCGUGGUAUGGAGAUCGAUGCUGAAUGUUCAUAAAGGAUCAAAUCCGAAGAUUAUUUCCAUAUGUGAGGGCAGAAGAACCGAGACAUGUUCUAACAAUGGCAUGGUAAUAAGCACUGUAGAUAUCGGUGGAUUGCCCAAGGAGGGAGACAGCUCGGUGCUCGAACUAGCGACAUUAAUCGCAGAGAAAAAGAUUGUGGAGAACGGUGCAAUCGAAAGUAUGAUCGAUAGAGAUGGAGGGGUUUCGGAUUAUAUCUUAUACGGCGCUAAGUUAACGUUUGUCAAUCUAGGUGAAGCCGAUGUUUACAGAUUUGAACUGGAUGGAGAAAAACCCGAGUAUGUGAAUUAUAUGAUUCACAGUGUAGGGGAUGAAGGAGUUGUCAUGGUUUUGCAGGGGAAUCAAGACAAGGGGAAACUUGCAAAGGUGGUAAUCAUGGUCAUACCUGAAGAACAACUAGCAAAACUCGAGGGUGAGCUAAAAAAAUAUUGGGAUGUGAUAUGAAUUUCUUUUUUCAUAUAUAUAUAUAUAUCGUGUAUUUGCCCAAUGUAAUAAAAUACAAUGCGGAAAGAAAAUUGUGGCUAUAUGUAAUGAGAUGAUAUAUUGUUGUUGGUUGUAAUUGUUUGACGUGCAAUUCGACAAAUAAAUGGCAUUAUUUGCUACAA